UUCAUGAGUUCCCUCUAUUUUCUCCAAACUUUUUGGCUUUUCUUUCACAUACCUUCCUAUCUAGCCCCGACCAUCUACAACGUUCCGAUCAACCCCCAAUUUCUGGACGAUUCAUAAACUUGUAGCUAACCUUUUUCUAUUUUUUUUUUUUUUUUUUUUUGGGUUUUUUGGGUGUGUUGGUGACAAGUGAAACAACAAAGACUUACGUCGAAGAUCUGAUAAUCUGAGAGAAACCCGCAUCGAAAUUUGUUGAUUUUCGUGUAUAUUUUGCAAUUUUGAUAUCUGGGUCGUUCUUCGAUUCGUGAUGGGUUGGAGAUACAGGGCUGGUUUGUUCCUGAUUGCUGCUGUUGUAAUCAUUUGGGUCACCUCUGCAGAAGUCACCCAGGGUAUUUUUACAGAUUAUAAGCAACCAUUUGCAGUGACCUAUCUUGGAGUUUCUCUAAUGGUAGUUUAUCUCCCAAUAGCAUUCAUUAAGGAUUGGAUAUGUAGCAUCAUAAGAAAACGCUCUUGUAAUAAUGAGUCUUCUGCUGGAUUUAGCUCCCCUUUGAACUGCAUUGCGGGGCGUAACAUCUUUGAAAUUGAACUUGAAGGGAAUUUGAAUAAAAAAGACAGUGACGCAGACCUUUCUGCUCUGGAAGAGGGAAAGCCAUUAGUUCCUAAACACAUAGAUGAUGCAGACGUGUUAAAACAACAGAAAGAGCUUACGACCAAGGAGAUUGCUGGUUAUGGAUUUUCUAUUGCCCCUCUAUGGUUUGUUACAGAGUAUUUUUCCAAUGCUGCACUUGCUCGUACAAGUGUUUCAAGUACAACAGUAUUAUCCUCAACUUCAGGAUUAUUUACUCUUUUCAUUGGUUCAUUUCUGGGUCAAGAUUCCUUGAACAUGGCAAAGGUGGCUGCUGUAUUUGUCAGCAUGUCUGGUGUUGCCAUGACAACUCUAGGGAAAACUUGGGUUACAGAUGAGUCACAAGAAGUAAAUGCUUCUGAAGAAGGGAAACACUCUCUUGUUGGAGAUCUUUUUGGCCUUCUAUCAGCUAUGGCAUAUGGGCUCUUUACUGUACUACUCAGAAAGUUCUCUGGUGAGGAAGGAGAAAGGGCUGAUGUGCAAAAGUUGUUCGGAUAUAUCGGAUUGUUUACACUUGUAGCACUAUGGUGGCUUGUAUGGCCAUUAACAGCACUAGGAAUUGAACCAAAGUUUACAAUUCCUCAUUCUGCUAGACUGGAUGAAGUUGUUAUUGCCAAUGGAUUUGUUGGAAGUGUUGUUUCUGACUACUUCUGGGCAUUGUGUGUCGUAUGGACAACUCCACUGGUGGCUACUUUGGGCAUGUCUCUCACCAUCCCACUUGCUAUGGUAGCUGAUAUGAUGAUUCAUGGCCGUCAUUAUUCAGCCAUCUAUAUUCUUGGUUCAAUUCAGGUAUUUCUAGGAUUUGUUAUAGCUAAUAUUUCCGAUAAUUUCUGCCAGAACUUCGGGUUGUAGCAUUUUGUGAAAUAUUUCUUGCUUUGGCAAUCAUAAUUCUUUCUUGGGGCCAAACACCACCUUGUUGAUUAAGGUCUAUGGAGUUACAUAAUGUCGGGAAAGUCCUGGGAGAGAGGUUCUUGGCAUCUGCAACAAGGAGAGAAGAUAAAUAAUGCUAGUCGUUGUAUAACUAAAUUUUGAGCAAAUGGUAUAUACAAGUGAGUCUUUCUCAUUAUGGUUCGAGUGUUGUGUGCCCAAUAUGUAAUAAAAAGAUUUUGGCCAAAUGGUUCUCAUUUUUGUUUUUAUUUUUGGGGGCUUGUUCUUAGUUGUAUUGUUCCAUGGACUGUGAUUUCCAUGGAUGUUUUGUACAAAUUUUGUCUACAGAUUAAUAUCCAUAAUUGUGCUUUCCAAUUGAAA
Molecule: messenger RNA, 1870 nt
Organism: Camellia sinensis
Lineage: Eukaryota; Viridiplantae; Streptophyta; Magnoliopsida; Ericales; Theaceae
Product: putative transporter C405.03c
Cellular component (GO): membrane
Source: RefSeq, a predicted model, not a curated record